This is a messenger RNA of Nycticebus coucang (slow loris), 4245 nucleotides long. RefSeq names its product transmembrane serine protease 15 (gene TMPRSS15). Gene Ontology annotation, molecular function: serine-type endopeptidase activity; protein binding. Gene Ontology annotation, biological process: proteolysis. The record is from RefSeq and is a predicted model, not a curated record. Lineage: Eukaryota; Metazoa; Chordata; Mammalia; Primates; Lorisidae. The transcript is spliced from 25 exons. Bases 173 to 3226 code for a protein of 1017 amino acids. Gene Ontology annotation, cellular component: membrane.
CACCAUGUUGCCACAGGGACGCGAGCAACUCGUUUACGCUGGCUAGCUCAAGUGCAGACAGGUUGUUGCUGUACAAAUUUUUAAAAAUUUGAGAGAGAUCUGGCUAUUCAGUUGGUGCAGGUAUUUAUAUUCUUUCACAGUCCUUAAAUUAGUAAACCUUCAAAAACGAAAAAUGGGGUCAAGGAGACCCCAUUCAAGGCAUCAUUCUCUGAGUGCCUAUGAAAUCGUGGUAGGAGUUCUCUUUGCCAUGUUAGUGGUGGUCUGUGCUGGAUUAACGGCAGUAUCCUGGCUAGCAAUCAAGGAAUCAGAAAGAGAUGCAGCAUUUGGACAAAGUUAUGAAGCCAGAGGAACAUUUAAAAUAACAUCCGGAGCUACAUAUAAUCCUAAUUUGCAAGAUAAACUUUCAGUGGAUUUCAAAGUUCUUGCCUUUGACCUUCAGCAAAUGAUAGAUGACAUCUUUCAAUCAAGCAAUCUGAAGAAUGAAUAUAAAAACUCAAGAGUUUUACAAUUUGAAAAUGGCAGUGUUAUAGUCAUAUUUGACCUUUUCUUUGCCCAGUGGGUGUCAAAUGAAAAUGUAAAAGAAGAACUUAUUCAAGGCAUUGAAGCAAAUAAAUCCAGCCAACUGGUCACUUUCCAUAUUGAUUUGAACAGCAUUGAUAUCUCAGCAUCUUUGGAGAAUUUUUCUACAGUGAGUCCUGCAACAACUUCAGGAAAUGUUUCAAUGGAGUGCCUUCCUGGUUCAAGGCCUUGUGCGGAUGCUCUAACGUGUAUAGCCAUUGACUUAUUUUGUGAUGGAGAAUUAAAUUGUCCAGAUGGUUCUGAUGAAGACAAUAGAAUCUGUGCCACAGAUUGUGAUGGACAAUUUUUGUUGACUGGAUCUUCUGGGUCUUUCCAGGCUGCUCAUUAUCCAAAGCCUUCUAACCCAACUAUUGUUUGCCAGUGGAUCAUAAGUGUAAACCAAGGACUCUCUGUUAAACUGGGCAUCGAUUCUUUUAAUACAUACAAUACAGAUAUAUUAAAUAUUUAUGAAGGUAUAGGAUCAAGCAAAAUUUUGAGAGCUUCUCUUUGGGAAACUAAUCCUGGUACAAUUAGGAUUUUUUCCAACCACGUUACAGUCACCUUUCUUAUAGAAUCUGAUGAAAAUUAUUAUGUUGGCUUUAAUGCAACAUAUACAACAUUUAACAGUAGUGAGCUUAAUAAUUAUGAGAAAAUUAACUGUAAUUUUGAAGAUGGCUUUUGUUUCUGGGUCCAAGACCUUAAUGAUGAUAAUGAAUGGGAACGGAUUCGGGGAAACACCUUUCCUCCUUUUACUGGACCAAAUUUUGACCACACUUUUGGCAAUAUUUCAGGAUUUUACAUUUCUACCCCAACUGGCCCAGGAGGGAGACAAGAAAGAGUGGAACUGAGAAGCCUCCCUUUGGACCCCACAUUGGAACCAGUCUGCCUCAGUUUCUGGUAUUAUAUGUAUGGUGAAAAUGUCUAUAAAUUAAGCAUUAAUAUCAUCAGUGACCAAAACAUGGAGAAGACAAUUUUCCAAAAGGAAGGAAAUUAUGGAGAAAAUUGGAAUUAUGGACAAGUAACAUUAAAUGAAACAGUUGAAUUUAAGGUUGCUUUUAAUGCUUUUAAAAACUGGUUCCUAAGUGAUAUAGCGUUGGAUGACAUCAGCCUAACAUCUGGGAUGUGCAAUGCGAGUCUUUAUCCAGAACCAACUUCUACACCAGAACUUCCUACAGACUGUGGAGGACCUUUUGAACUAUGGGAGCCAAAUACAACAUUCAGUUCUAUGAACUUUCCAAACAGCUACCCUAAUCUGGCUUUCUGUGUUUGGAAUUUAAAUGCACAAAAAGGAAAAAAUAUACAACUUCAUUUUCAAGAAUUUAACUUAGAAAAUAUUGCAGAUGUAGUUGAAAUCAGAGAUGAAGGAGAGGAUGAUUCCUUACUCUUAGCUGUGUACACAGGACCUGGUCCAGUAAAAGAUGUGUUUUCCACCACCAGUAGAAUGACUGUGCUUUUAAUUACUGAUGAUACUGUGGCAAGAGGAGGAUUUAAAGCAAACUUCACCACUGGCUAUCACUUGGGUAUUCCAGAGCCCUGCAAGGAAGAUAAUUUUCAGUGUGCAGAUGGAGAGUGCGUUCCCCUGGCGAACCUCUGUGACGGGCAUCCACACUGUAAGGAUGGCUCAGAUGAAGCACACUGUGUGCGCCUUUUCAAUGGCACAACAAGCAACGUGGGUUUAGUGCAGUUUAGAAUCCAGAGCAUAUGGCACACGGCUUGUGCUGAGAACUGGACCACCCAGAUUUCCAAUGAUGUUUGUCAACUGAUGGGACUAGGGGGUGGAAACUCAUCAUUGCCAAUUUCCUCAACCCAAAGUGGACCAUUUGUUAAACUGAGCACAGCAGCUAAUGGCAGCUUAAUACUAACACCUAGUCAACAGUGUUUCCAGAAUUCCUUGAUUCUGUUGCAGUGUAAUCCUAAAUCUUGCGGGAAAAGAAUGCGGGCUCAGGAAGUCACCCCGAAGAUUGUUGGAGGGAGUAAUGCGAAAGAAGGGGCCUGGCCCUGGCUUGUUGCUCUGUAUCAUAAUAACCAACAGCUCUGUGGUGCAUCUCUCAUCAGCAGAGACUGGUUGGUAUCUGCCGCACACUGUGUGUAUGGGAGAAACAUGCAACCAUCCAAGUGGACGGCAAUCCUAGGCCUACACGUGACCUCGAAUCUGACUUCUCCUCAAACAACAACUGUGCUGAUAGAUCAAAUUGUCAUAAACCCACAUUACAAUAAACAAACAAAGGACAAUGACAUUGCAAUGAUGCAUCUUGAAGUAAAAGUGAAUUACACAGAUUAUAUACAACCUAUUUGUUUACCAGAAGAGAAUCAAGUUUUUCCUCCAGGAAGAAAAUGUUUCAUUGCUGGCUGGGGGAGACUUGCACAUCAAGGUCCUACUCCAGACAUAUUGCAAGAAGCUGAUGUUCCUCUUCUAUCAAAUGAGAAAUGCAAACAACAGAUGCCAGAAUAUAACAUUACUGAAAAUAUGAUAUGUGCAGGUUAUGAAGAAGGAGAAAUAGAUACCUGCCAGGGGGAUUCAGGAGGACCGUUAAUGUGCCAAGAAAACAACAGGUGGUUCCUUGCUGGUGUGACAUCAUUUGGAUACCAGUGUGCACUGCCUCAUCGCCCAGGCGUGUAUGUCCGCGUCCCAAGGUUCACAGAAUGGAUACAAAGUUUUCUACAUUAGAGCAUUUCUAAAGCUAAACAUGAAAGUCAGCGAGUUUUCCCAUUCUACUCUAUGGAGCAUAGAAAGUGAUAAUUUUGUUAAAAAAAUUUUUUUUAAGUUACAAGAAGCCUUUCUUUCUGAGUCACUGAAAUGUUAAGGAGCGGCGUAAUCAAACAAAAAAUAGUAAUUUUGCCAUAAAAAGGAACUUUAAAAUACAUUUUGAUUUUAUUUUGAACAGCUGCUCCUUCACAAAUGUAAUUUCCUUUGUCGUUAAUCAUCAUUUUUAUCAUUUUUUCUGUUAUUUAAAGGGAUGCUGUAUUAACAUACACCAUACACUUAAUAAAGCCUGAGCAAAAUUAGAAAAAGAUGUGGAAUAAAUUGUCUUGUCCAAAAUAUGUUACUGUCUAAAACGCCCUGUUAUAAAUUGUCUAGUUCCAGUUUAGUCUGCUGUUAUAAGAAUCUCAACAGUUGCCCUGUGUUUAAUACAAACACAAUUUGUUUCAUCUUAGGCAUAACCUUAAUAUUUUCCCCACUCAUAAAAAAUAUUUAAUGUAAGCUCAUAACACAGACCUAGACUACAUUUAUAUUACAUUCUUCCUAAAUAAGAUCAUUAAAUAAGGAAUAAGCAUAAGUCCAUAUAUUUUCUAGCAUCAAAAUAAAAGACAAAUUAACUGAUAUGGUCAUUUUAUAUCAAAGAAGUUUUUACCUAGGUUAUGCAUACUCUCCAUUUACUUCAAGGGAGUACUUUUUAAGUCUAAAAAUAAUAAUAAUAAUAAUAAUCAGGGCGGCGCCUGUGGCUCAACGGAGUAGGGCACCAGCCCCAUAUGCUGGAGGUGGUGGGUUCAAACCCAGCCCUGGCCAAAAACUGCAAAAAAAAAAAAAAGAAAAGAAAAGAAAAAAAUCAGACAUAUCAAAGCAAGGAAAUUAUUACAAAUGUUUUUCUUGGUUGAAAUGUAUAAUAGUGGAUAGUUUCAACACUUGAAGAACUUAUUUAGAUGCAGGUGAAUUGCUAUUUGAAAACUCAAAAUAUGUAAUAAAUG